Molecule: messenger RNA, 1437 nt
Organism: Micropterus dolomieu (smallmouth bass)
Lineage: Eukaryota; Metazoa; Chordata; Actinopteri; Centrarchiformes; Centrarchidae
Gene: hsd11b1la
Product: hydroxysteroid (11-beta) dehydrogenase 1-like a
Exons: 6
Coding region: 349-1212 (287 amino acids)
Cellular component (GO): intracellular membrane-bounded organelle
Molecular function (GO): oxidoreductase activity
Source: RefSeq, a predicted model, not a curated record
UAAGAGCAGCAGAUUCGUAACCCUCUUUUUAUUCAUUUAUAUCUUUAUAGUCAUAUUAAUUACAAUUUGACGCCUUCAUUUAAAGGAAGUGCUUUUUGAAACACCUGACAAAUACAAUUUGUAAUUUGUAUCUCAGGACUUGAUCAGCUAUCUGAACAUCGACGUCCAAGUGAACACACCCCGUUCAUUCAUGGCCAAGAGCAAGAGAGGAGGGAUUUACGUUAAAUUGCAUCAUUUUUCACAUUCUCGUGCAAGGCAGUUUGGCAACAGAUUUGAAGUCUGGACUCAUUACUAAACACUCAAAGCUGCUGAAAAACACCUACUAUCACGUUUACAAAAGGUUACAAAAUGGGAACUUUUACAAAAAUCUUAUUAGCAAGUUUAUUUGUUGCUUUCCUAGCUGUCAAGUGGACUGCACCCAGGUUUGACGCAGAAUCUCUCAAAGGUGCCAGGGUAUUGGUGACUGGGGCCAGUACGGGUAUUGGUGAACAAAUUGCAUAUCACUAUUCCCGCUUUGGAGCCCAGGUAGUAAUUACAGCAAGGCGGGAGAAAGUGUUACAGCAGGUGGCAGAGAAGUGCCUGAGUUUGGGAGCCCAGAAAGCUCUGUACAUAGCAGCAGACAUGGCCAGUGAGUCAGACCCUGAAAAGGUGAUAAAUUUUGCUUUGGAAAAGCUUGGAGGGUUGAAUUACCUUGUUCUCAACCACAUUGGCCCUAGCCCCUUCAGCAUGUGGGAGGGAGAUGUGGAGCACACCAGGUGGCUGAUGAAGGUCAAUUUCUUCAGCUAUAUUCAGAUGGCUUGGAAAGCUUUGGCCUCCCUUGAGCAAAGUAAAGGAUCACUGGUGAUUGUUUCAUCACUUUUAGGUAAAAUGUCCAGUCCCUUCGUAGCACCGUAUACCUCAACAAAAUCUGCCUUGAAUGGUUUCUUUGGGGCCUUUUAUCAUGAGCUUGCUAUGAAGAGGAGCAAUGUGUCCAUCUCUAUAUGUACACUGGGGCUCAUUGAUACUGAAUCAGCUAUGGAGAAAGUCAGGGGAGUCACUAAUGUUCCAGCCUACCCUGCCACAGAUGCCGCCUUGAACAUCAUCAUUACAGGAGCUACAAGACAGCCGGAGCUCUUCUACCCUUGGUUCACCCAGGUUAUAAUUCUUAGCAAAGACUGGUUCCCUUCCAUCACAAACUAUAUCAUCCAGAACUCCUACAACUACAGCCCAUGAGAAACAUUCUGCAUCUGCAGUACCAUUAUGCAUGUUCUAGAUUAAAUACAUGGUUUAUUGUUUGGUUAGAACUUCAUAUUUAUCUGACAUUGAUACACUGGGCAUGAUGAUGCUCUAGACAGCCUUGUCUGUGAUUAAUAAAUUCCACUAUCCUAAUUUACCUUUUGCCUGUUUUGGGGGUAUUUUUGCCCUCAUUUAAUAGUGGAUGGUUGUGAUGUGACAGGA